Arthroderma uncinatum is the source of this 1587-nucleotide messenger RNA. RefSeq lists its product as uncharacterized. The transcript has a single exon. The record is from RefSeq and is a predicted model, not a curated record. Lineage: Eukaryota; Fungi; Ascomycota; Eurotiomycetes; Onygenales; Arthrodermataceae. Gene Ontology annotation, cellular component: nuclear chromosome. Gene Ontology annotation, molecular function: DNA binding; DNA-binding transcription factor activity. Bases 1 to 1587 code for a protein of 528 amino acids. Gene Ontology annotation, biological process: positive regulation of transcription by RNA polymerase II; meiotic cell cycle.
AUGCAGUCCUCAGGAGCAGUCCUUCCGGCCUCGCCUGGUAUGAUCCCUCGAGGAGAUAGCUACCAUCUUCAAUAUCAACCAACCAGGAAUGUUUUCCCAAACUCCAACGGUCUUGCCAUGAACAAUCUGUCUCGAUAUUCCAAUUAUCAGACAACCAGGCCAAUAGAUAUGAACUCCAAUGCACAGGGUGGCACAAUAUUCGGUGCUUCAGGAGGGUUCGUAUUUGAUUCUCCAGCGUCAAGACAGUCGAGCUCAACUAACCCCGAAGCUCCACCGUUUCACGAAACCACUGUCCUUCACAAUCUUCUAAUAAACAACCAUGCUGUGAGGCCAGACAUACAUGCAAAGAUCCACAAAGGGUUCUUCCAGGUGGAUGGGAAAUGGACGUGUUAUCGUCGGAACUACUUCUCCUUGUCCUGUUCCUUCACUUUACGGCCAUGGAUUCAUAUGCAAAGUUCUCCACCUUAUAUUCAGCUCUCCAAUGGUACUACCCCGAGAGUUAAAUCCUUUGCCAUGGCAAUUUCGGCCGUGGUCCAUGGGCAAGAGAACGAGAUCCGUGAGCUUGUUCAGCACACUCCAAAGCGUGAUAAACAAUCCGAGAGACGACCAGGCAAGGUUGCCUUGGAACCACAACCACCACCUUCAAUGAUGACCAACCCUGGGCCAAUCGGCAAUGGUCACCACCAUAUGGCAUUUUCCAUGCCCCCCCAGUCACCCAUGCAUUUUGAGUGCGGAUCAGCGUUUGGAAACGGUGGCCAUUCUCAGGCAGUACAGACUGCACCUACUUCCCACACCUUUGAGCGAAUUCAGUUCCAGAAGGCAACAGCUAACAACGGAAAACGUCGUGCACAGCAACAGUUUUAUCAACUCGUGACCGAACUUUAUGCUGAUGUUAGUGACCAUAACUCGAAAUCCUCGCCACAGUGGAUCUUGGUUGCAAGACGACUUUCAUACCCUAUGGUGGUUCGAGGAAGGUCCCCAGGUCACUACAAAGAUGGACGACGUGAGAGUACGACAAGCAUUGGGCCAGAGAGUGAUACUGGAAACUCUGGUGAUGGGCGAAUGAAUGGGUUGACCAACGGAAUGUUACCAAGUUCACGACAACCUCCUCCUUUGCUAUCAACAUAUGAUCAAGGCCAUGGUCGUCGAAUGACGGCCACUGAUCAACCCCCGUUAACCGCAGGAUCCCUUGUUUCUUCCUCAUCCUCUUCCCCUGGAUUCGACUUUGGCAUGAUGAAUGAUUCCAUGAAUCCUAUGGAGACCAUGAAGGACACGAACGUCGAUGCAUACGGUCACCAGCCAUAUACCUCAGCAUCCGCAGUUCAACGGAAGGUAUGUAUGGAGCCGUCCGGCCUUCGCAGCCAUAUGCCGACGUUCAAUGAUACCAUUGCAACGACAAAGAGCCAGGAUCAACAAGACGGUGGAUAUGGCGAGCCCUUUGAGCCAAUGGUGUCACUGAUCCAUCAUGAUAACAAUGGGGACAAUCAUUAUUUUAACCGUCAAGAUGAACAUGGGCUAAGGAAUGGAAUGAAGAUGCACGGGUCUUACUCCAGCCGCCCUACAGCCCAUGGAUACGCACGAUACUGA